ACCCGAGUCUCUUCACUUUGAAACAAAAAUGCAGGCUCCCGGUGCGCCAGGAAAUGGAGCCCCUGCAGGCUACCAGACACUGGUCUGAUGAUGAGUCGGACCAGCCAAAUGUUUGCGAAGAGGGUUCAAUAAUGUGCCGCAUAUGCGAAGAGUAGGUCCCUACACAUUGGGUGGAGGAUCACUCAAGGGUUUGUGCAGUUGCUGAUAGGUGCGACCAGAAAGGUUUUAGCAUUGAUGAGCGUCUAAUAAGAGUUGCAGAAACACUAGAAAAGAUGGUAGAGUCGUAUUCGCUUGACGACCAUCCAAGCGCUGUUGGCCGCAAUGGUGAAAACGUUUCAAGCAUCACUGAAGAGUCCAAUUGAUCUAGAAGAGGAUAUGCUAAUAUGCCUGACUGUAUCCAAGAGACUGAUAACACUACUUCAUACGAUGACAUAAUAAAUCGUCCUCCAGUGACAUGUGAGACUCCUAGAUCAUCUGCCGGAAGUAUGACUCCUAGAUCUCCAUUGGCAACUCCAAGGUCGAAUCACAUCGACAUGCUUUCAGCUGACAAAAGUGCAAAUAAUAAGAGUGAUGAUCUUCUGCAGAUUGUCGAACUAGCUGAUCUUGCACGACACAUCUCGAAUAUGUCUCUGGAUGAAGAAGGUGCAUUAUCCAAAAUGGUUACCUGCAUGAAAGAUAUGCAAGAAAAUAUCAACCAUAGGGAGCAUCACUCACUCACGGUGCAAGCAUUUGGUGCACGUAUAGUAAAACUACACCGGGAGAAAUACCAGCAUCUCUAUGAUUCUGUUAAUAUGAAAAAGGUUGACUCGGCAAGUAGUACCAUGACAAAACAAGAUGAUGUUGUCCAUAGCUUACAAGCAAGUCCUAUACACAUGGGCUCAAUAUACUCCAACAAUCCUUCAAUUGAUGACUUUGAAAUCAUAAGGCCUAUCAGCCAUUGUGCAUUUGGACAUGUUUAUUUGGCCAAGAAAAAAACUACAGGAGAUCUCUUUGCUAUUAAGGUACUUAGAAAGGCAGAUAUAGUCCAGAAAAGUUUUGCUGAGAGUAUAUUGACUGAACGUGAUAUUUUGAUUACAGUCCAAAAUCCUUUCGUGGUGAGCUUCUUCUAUUCUUUUACUUCUCGGGAAAAUUUGUAUCUGGUCAUGGAAUACCUAAAUGGAGGGAACCUAUACUCAUUACUGAGAAAUCAUGGUUGCUUCAAUGAAGAUGUUGCUCGAAUGUAUCUUGCAGAAGUUGUGCUAGCUUUGGAAUAUUUGCACUUUUUACACAUAGUUCAUAGAGAUCUAAAACCUGACAACUUGUUUGUAGCCAAUGACGGGCAUAUCAAGUUGGCAGAAUUUGGGCUGUCGAAUGUUGGUCUGAUAGACAGCACAGAGGAUAUGCCUGAUACUGUUGUUAGCGGACCUGCAUUGUACGAAUAUGGUGACCUGAUGAGUGAACUCAAGCACCUAACCUGGAUAAGAAAACGUUCUGCUGCUGGAACCCCUGAUUAUUUAGCACCAUAACUUCUUUUUUGAACAGGAUGUGGUACUAGUGCAGAUUGGUGGUCUGUUUGUGUGAUUCUGUUUGAGCUAAUUGUUGGCAUGCCUCCGUUCAAUGCAGAACAUCCCCAAGCAAUUUUUGACAGUAUUUUGAAUCGCAAAAUACAUUGGCCAGUUGUCCCAGAGAAGAUGAGUUUCGAAGCACAAGAUUUAAUUGACAAAUUAUUAACAGAAGAUCCUCAUCAACGUCUAGGAGCAAAUGGUGCCUUUGAGGUUAAACAACAUCCUUUCUUUAAAGACAUUAGCUGGGAUACCCUUACUUGGCAGAAGACUGCCUUUGUCCCAUCCUCAGAGAGUGCAUUUGAUGCCAGCCACUUCAGCAAUCGUUGUUCUUGGAAUCUGUCAGAUGAAACCAUAUAUAAAACAUAUGGCUUCGAGGAUUCCAGUGAUAAUCGAAAUAGAAGCAGUAGCUGUGCAAGCAAACGCCAAGAUGGCACGGAAAAUUGUUGCAGUGAGCUUAAUGAGUUUGAAUCUGACUCAGAAGUCAAUUAUUAUUUCAGAAACUUCUCAUUCAAGAAUCUAUCACAGCUUGCCUCCAUCAAUUAUGAUUUGCUCACUAAAGGUUUGAUGAAAUUGCUAGAUGGAAUCAAGGAGCAAGGCAGGACGGGGGCGGCACAAGUCGUCGGGGGGAGGGAGGACGGGGCGGCGCGGCCCACCAAGGGAGGGAGGAUGGGGGCGGCGCGGCCCGCCGGCGUAGCGGGGAGGGGGAGGGUGGCACGCCUCACCGGCGGAGGGAGCAGAGGGCGGCGCGGCUCACCGGACGGGAAGAAGAAGAGGAAGGUCGCGGCGACGGAGAUGGAGGGCCGCGGCGGCGGAGAUGGAGGACCGCGGCGGCGAGAGAUGGUGGAGGGAAGGAACAGGCGGCACAGCUCACCGGCGGCGGGAGCAGAGGGCGGCGCGCCUCACCGGCGGAGGGAGCAGAGGGCGGCGCGGCCUCAACGGCGGAGGGAGGAGAGGGCGGCGCGGCUUGCUGGACUCACCGCCGCUGGUGGAGGGAAUGGCGACGGCUAUGGCGGGGUCUGA
This is a messenger RNA of Panicum virgatum (switchgrass), 2564 nucleotides long. RefSeq names its product probable serine/threonine protein kinase IREH1. The transcript is spliced from 16 exons. Gene Ontology annotation, biological process: intracellular signal transduction; peptidyl-serine phosphorylation. The record is from RefSeq and is a predicted model, not a curated record. Gene Ontology annotation, molecular function: ATP binding; protein serine/threonine kinase activity. Lineage: Eukaryota; Viridiplantae; Streptophyta; Magnoliopsida; Poales; Poaceae.